AUUCCCACACUUGUCACGGUGUGUCCGAGUUGCACAACAUGGCUCUGUCGUCGCCACUUCAGAACCUCUCCGCACUGAUCGCUGCCAGCGCCAAUGCCGCCGCAGCGCCGCCGAGAAGGCGGAGCUGGGCGGUUGACGCGGCGGCGUCCGACACAAGCACCGCGCCGGUGCAGUUGGGUGGGUACGAAGAAGGGAAGCUGGAGCGACCGAAGUGGGUUGGGGAAACCCCUCUUUCACGUUUGGUCCAAACUCUCAUCUCCUUCAAGCCCCUUUACUCUAUCCUCAAGCUUGGUGCUAGACGGGCUUUGAUAAGUACAGCUGAGAAGAACAACAUACCUUGGAGGGAAAUGGCGAAAGAGAUUUUAGAGUCAGAAGUGUAUAGGGAGAUGGACAGCAUUCAAAACCAGUCUUUAGUGUACCCUGAUUAUUAUUUAAAUCCAUUCCAUGCAUAUGAAGAGGGCAAUCUUACAUGGCUGGCGGCAGCAGAAGCAGAGGCUGCUACAAUGUCAAUGGCUAGAAGAGCACUUCCAGAUGCUUCUUCUUUAGAGGAAGCAAAUCAGAUACUGCGUGGCAAUUGGCUUCGUGCAAUUGAACAACACCAUACACAGUAUUCAGAAUCAUCUGUGAUUAGUGACAUUCUAGAUAUUGGAUGCUCGGUAGGUAUAAGCACAAGAUAUCUUGCGGACAAGUUCCCCACAGCAAAAGUCACCGGGUUAGAUCUGUCACCCUAUUUUCUAGCUGUUGCUCAGCAUAAGCAAAAGAAAGAAACGCCGAGAAAAUUUCCUAUAAGAUGGAUACAUGCAAAUGGGGAAGACACAGGCUUGCCUUCUGAAUCAUUCGACCUUGUUUCUAUCGCUUUUGUGCUUCAUGAAUGUCCUACAAGAGUUAUGGUGAAUCUAGUGAAGGAAGCAUUCCGUCUCCUUCGGCCUGGAGGCACGCUAGCUUUGACAGAUUUUUCGCUGAAGUCAAAGGUUCUUCAGGAAUUGUCUCCGGUCCUGUUUACAUUAGUUAAGAGCACAGAACCCUUUCUGGAUGAGUAUUACUUGACUGACAUGGAUCAAACACUGAGGGAAGCUGGUUUUGUGAACAUAACAUCAAUUCUUACGGACCCCAGACACGUGACAAUUACGGCAACAGUGCCUCAAUGAAUCACCACAUCUUCACAUUUUUUUUAAUUUAUAUUUUUCUUGGUACAUAAACAUCUUAUGCUGGGCUUCAAGCAAUUCAGCCCUUGGUAGAAUAUUGAUUAAAUUAUGCAUCUAUGGGCAACGAUCUGUUUUUACCUAUUAUUAUUUGGUUGAGGAAUGAUAGCAGUAAUUUGUCUCACACUUAUUAACCGAAACUUAUUAGAUAUCAUAAAUUUUGUUGA
Messenger RNA from Cajanus cajan (pigeon pea), 1369 nucleotides. RefSeq lists its product as uncharacterized. The record is from RefSeq and is a predicted model, not a curated record. NCBI's taxonomy places the organism in Eukaryota, Viridiplantae, Streptophyta, Magnoliopsida, Fabales, Fabaceae. Gene Ontology annotation, molecular function: S-adenosylmethionine-dependent methyltransferase activity; nucleic acid binding; RNA-DNA hybrid ribonuclease activity.